AUCUCCUUAAACUAAAACGAACAUCAUCCAUCUAUGUUUCUUAUUUCUCUAUUUUAGGGUUUCAAUUAUUUUCGUUUUUCCCAAAGAUCCAAAACUAUAAUCUAACCUUUAUCUUAAGAUCCAAUUAUUUAAAAUUAGUCCAAGAUCCCAAUCUUGAAUUCCAAUUUUCACAAAGUUUCGAUCUUUAUCAUUUAUUUUAUAUAAAUUUAAAGACCAGCUAUGGUUGGUGGUGGUGCUACUUCUUCUCAAUUGGUAUCUCCGGCACCGGCGCCGGCAAUUUCGUCAGAAGAGGAUGAGAUCUUGAAAAGAAACACUGAUUGUGUUUACUUUCUUGCUUCACCUUUGACAUGCAAAAAGGGAAGUGAGUGUGAAUAUCGCCAUAGUGACGUUGCACGGGUCAACCCCAGGGAUUGCUAUUAUUGGUUAAAUGGGAACUGCUUGAAUCCAAAAUGUGCAUUCCGUCACCCCCCACUUGAUGGAUUACUGGGAUCUGAUGUUUCGACUCCCAUGGGACCUCCCGUACCUGCACCACAUCAGGCUCCUUAUGUCACCCCGAAACAAGGAGUUGCUUGUAUUUUCUUUCAGAAAGGCUUUUGUUUAAAGGGACAUUUAUGCCCUUUCUUGCAUGGGCCACCAAAUUCGGUCAAUAAUAAACCCUCCCAAUCCGGGUCAGCUAACCCUGUUUCCAAUGCUUCCAAAAUGGUUCCUUCUAAUCCCGAGAAGCCCAUUCAAGAGCAGAAGUUUGCACAACAAGCAACCAUUCAAAAGGUAACAACUCUUCCGGCCAGAAAUGGUGGUAACGGGGCUGUUGAUAAAAAGGUAUCACCGCCUUCUAAUUUCAGGGAGCCUCCUAGGUACAAACCAGCCAAUGUGGUUCCGACACCUGCCAUAAUAGAACAACCAUCCAGCAAACCCAAUCGCAGUGGCCACCACGGUUAUCAUGUAUCAGAAAACGAUACCAUUCGUCGGAAGGAUGCUGAUGAAUAUUCAAGAGAACCUUCCCCUGGUUUUGAUGUUCUUGUGGAUAAUGAGCUUGAGGAAUCUGAAUACUACCAUGAAAAGGACGGACCAAGAAGAGCUAGAGGUCAAGAUUAUGAUGUUGACCGAGAUAUGUAUCGUGAGCACCGUGAUUAUGACCAUUUUAAUGAACGUGAUGGUCAUUUUGAUGCCGACCAUGUUGAAAAUCUAGAAAGGAGGCCUUUUCCUAGAAGUGAUCGUGAAAACGGGUCAGAUCUGCGCCACCGUAUAUCUAAGCAACGAAGAGGUAAUGACAAUGGUGUAAGGUCAGUUGUUAACCGUGAUUAUGACCGUGAAAGUCAAAAUCAUGUUGACUGGAUUCCAAGGAGAGAGAGCCACCACCACCACCGGCCCGAUCAGCACCCAGAUCAGGGAACUCUGAGUAGCCGACUUAGAGGAAGAAUAAAGAUUCCUGGCAGCAAUGAAAACAACCGGAGGGUAGAAAGGGAUAUUGACAUAGAACGGAAGCAUCUUUCCAGGUACUCUCCAGGAAGACCGAUGUCCAUUAACCAGAGCAGACUUAGAGACAGAAUAAAGGGACCCCGGGACAUGGUGUCAGAUAACGAUGCCAAAUUUGCAGGGCCAAGAAGAUUGUCGGAGCUUAAAAGUGUUAAAAGUGAACAUCAGCCAAAUAAUGAACCAUCUCUGGGAAAAAGAAAAUACCCAAAAACGGAGGAUGAUAUGUCUUUUGAAGGGCCAAAGCCUCUUAGUGAGAUUUUGAAGCGGAAACGAGGGAUCAGUAUCAGUAACAGUGAAGAUCACAUUUCUUCUAUAAACACACAAGACAAUACUCCGAAAGAAAGUGACAUUGUAUCAUCUAAUAAAGAGGAGCACAACGCUGUAUCAGCUGAUCUGGUAGGAGUAAUUGAGAAUAAUAAACCAGAGGAUGACAACUCAGUAAAUAAUGGCCAGAUCGAGGUCGAAAAUGAAGAUGGUUUGAUCGAUGAAGAUGCAUUGCUUGAUGAGGAGCUUGAAGCGUACGAUGAUCAAAGAGACGGAGAGUAUGAUUACGACCAAAUGGAUGGUGAAGAAGAAGAUUAUAAUUUGGAUGAAGGUGAAUAUAUUGAUGAAGAGGAAGUAGAAGAAUAUGAAAAGAAAGAAAAUGUGGUGUACUCUUAGAAUACAAUGAGGUCUUAAGAGGAACGUUGGUUUUGAUUGUAGUUUGUGAAAAAAAGGAUUAAUCUUCUUUUUUUUACCCUUUGUAUUGUUAUAGAUUUGAUUUGUAUUCUCAAGUAUUUAUAACUUUUGGCUUUUUGGCCAACAUCAGUUUGAUCCCAAUAUGAAUGAGCCUUAUUAGGGGUAAUUUGAUUGUUUACUGUA
Messenger RNA from Erigeron canadensis, 2337 nucleotides. Its product is annotated as zinc finger CCCH domain-containing protein 17-like. Bases 220 to 2136 code for a protein of 638 amino acids. Lineage: Eukaryota; Viridiplantae; Streptophyta; Magnoliopsida; Asterales; Asteraceae. The transcript is spliced from 3 exons. Gene Ontology annotation, molecular function: metal ion binding. The record is from RefSeq and is a predicted model, not a curated record.